AGGCCGGCGCGCGAGCGUCACCCCGCCGCCCAGUGACCGAGGACGCGGGAGCCCGGCCCGGCCAUGGGGGGCUGCGCGCGGCUGCUGCUGCUCUGGGGCUGCUCGGCGCUGGCCGCAGGCCUGAGCGGAGUAGCUGGAAUGAGUUCCCGCUGUGAAAAAGCCUGCAACCCUCGCAUGGGAAAUUUGGCUCUAGGGAGAAAACUCUGGGCAGACAGCACCUGUGGUGAGAACGGCACUGAACUGUACUGCUUCUACAGCGAGAACGCCGAUGGCACUUGCAGGCAGCCCAAGUGUGACAAGUGCAAUGCGGCCCACCCUCACCUGGCCCACCUGCCCUCUGCCAUGGCCGACUCGUCUUUCAGGUUUCCCCGCACGUGGUGGCAGUCUGCAGAGGAUGUGCACAGAGAGAAGAUCCAGUUAGACCUGGAGGCUGAAUUCUACUUCACUCACCUAAUUAUGGUGUUCAAGUCCCCCAGGCCAGCAGCCAUGGUGCUGGACCGGUCCCAGGACUUUGGAAAGACAUGGAAGCCUUACAAGUACUUUGCCACUAACUGCUCAGCUACCUUCGGCCUGGAAGACGAUGUUGUCAAGAAGGGAGCUCUUUGCACCUCUAGAUACUCCAGUCCUUUUCCGUGCACGGGAGGCGAGGUUAUUUUCCGAGCUUUGUCACCACCGUACAAUGCAGAAAACCCUUACAGUGCCAAAGUUCAGGAGCAGCUGAAGAUCACCAACCUCCGCGUGCAGCUGCUAAAACGACAGUCUUGUCCCUGCCAGAGAAAUGACCUGACCACGAAGCCUCAACAUUUUACACACUACGCAAUCUAUGAUUUCAUUGUCAAGGGCAGCUGCUUCUGCAAUGGCCACGCUGAUCAGUGUGUGCCUGUUGAUGGCUUCAGGCCCAUCAAGGCCCCAGGAGCAUCCCAUGUGGUCCACGGGAAGUGUAUGUGUAAGCACAACACAGUGGGCAGCCACUGUCAGCACUGUGCACCGCUGUACAACGACCGACCCUGGGAGGCAGCGGAUGGCAGAACGGGGACCCCUAAGGAGUGCAGAACCUGCAAGUGCAAUGGGCAUGCGGACACCUGUCACUUCGACAUUAAUGUGUGGGCCGCGUCAGGGAAUCGCAGCGGCGGGGUCUGCAGCAACUGUCGGCACAACACAGAGGGGCAGCACUGCCAGCGCUGCAAGCCAGGCUUCUACCGUGACCUCCGCAGACCCUUCUCUGCCCCAGAUGCUUGCAAAGCCUGUUCAUGCCACCCCGUCGGAUCAGCUGUCCUUCCUUUCAACUCGGUGAUCUUCUGUGACCCCAGCAAUGGUGACUGCCCUUGCAAGCCUGGGGUGGCAGGGCCACAUUGCGACAGGUGUAUGGUGGGCUACUGGGGCUUCGGAGACUACGGCUGCAGGCCUUGCGACUGCGCAGGAAGCUGCGAUCCUCUCACGGGAGACUGCAUCAGCAGCAACGCAGACAUAGACUGGUAUCACGAAAUUCCUGACUUCCGGCCCCAGCACAACAAGAGCGAACUGGCCUGGGCCUGGGAGGACGAGCAGGGGUUUUCUGCGCUUCGCCACUCAGGUAAAUGUGAAUGCAAGGAACAAGUGUUAGAAAACUCCAAGGCAUUCUGUGGAAUGAAAUAUACAUAUGUGCUAAAGAUAAAGAUUUUAUCAGCUCAUGAUAAAGGCUCUCAUGCUGAGGUCAAUGUGAAAAUUAAGAAAGUCUUAAAAUCUACCAAAUUAAAGAUUUUACGUGGAAAGCGGACAUUAUAUCCAGAAUCAUGGACAAACAGAGGCUGCACUUGUCCAAUCCUCAAUCCUGGUCUGGAGUACCUUGUGGCCGGACACGAGGAUGUAAGAACAGGCAAAUUAGUUGUGAAUAUGAAAAGCUUUGUCCAACACUGGAAGCCAUCUCUUGGAAGAAAAGUCAUGGAUAUUUUAAAAAGAGAGUGCAAAUAGCAAUCAAAGGCGGGUAGCACCUAAUGGCACUUCUCCGUGUACACAACACAAACUUAAUGAAAAUGAGACCUCAGAAACUGAACUGGAAGUUUUUAAAGUGCCAAAAUGUAAAGAAAUGUUCAAAUACAUGGGCCUUGUCUAACCAAUCUGUUCUAGACCCAUGUUUAAAUUCAGUUUUGCUUCAUAAAGAGGAAUGAGAAACCCUAUCCUGAUAUCAGUUUUCUAUGGAACUGAUUCUGAAAGUCAUAAUUAUUAGGGAGAUUUUAAUAGCAGCAUGAUAUUUAGCAGCAGUCCAUUAAGGGCAGUACCUCUAACGAGGACUCCUCCCAGCUUCAGCUGAGUUACUUACCUUUGAUGCUACUUAAAGUACUUCGUGGGAUUUUAAGGAAUCCCCACCCCUAUUAUCAGGAAAGGUAUUUCUUACAAAGAGCCUUCCCUUGGGAGCUGUGUAUGAACUGUGGUCUGGAGGGUGAGAUGAACUUCACGUGUGUAUAGUAUUUCUUUGUACAAAGCACUUUACUACCUGCCACUUGUGUUGUAAAAAUUCGGAGACUGCUGCUGACAGGAAGAAAAGAAAAGGGUAUGUAAGAAAACCUACUGAAACAGAGCACUGCCUCUACCUGUGGACAAAAAUGACCAUAUAGAGGAAGUUGUUCUAUUUAACUCUGAAGCCUUGGAGAAACAAUGGGAGGACGCAACUUAAAAAGAGAGUAUGUUUUCAUGAAGUCUCAGCUUUGGGCUAGAGGUUAGAUUCCACGUUACUGGCCACCCUGAAAUGGUUUUAAAAACUAAACAAAAAGAGACUUUAAAAUAAGGAAAAGAAAUCAUAAGUGUAGAAAACAAUGUUUGCAUAAAGGAGAGGUGGACGUUAAAUUUUUUAAAAGCUCAUUUAUUUCCAAUGCACUUGUACACAUUUCAAAAAUUAUUGUAGACACAGAAUGUGUUGUAUUUUUGUGUUUAGUAUUUAAACCUAAACAUCAAAACAGUUUUCUUCCUUGUCUUUAUUAACAGUAAUGGUCAUUAUAUAUAUAUAUAUGUAUAUAUAUGUAUAUAUAUAUGUAUAUAUAUAUACAUUAAUUUUAACACAAUGUAUGUGAUACUUCACCAAAUUGCAGUUUUUCAUUAUUUUUCAUUUUCCAUGCAUAACCACUAUAUAUAUAGUUUCUUUUAUACUUGAAUAUACAAAACAUGAACCACAGUGCCAUAAGAUUAAAUUCACAUACAGAACAUAUUUCUUUC
Heterocephalus glaber (naked mole-rat) is the source of this 3189-nucleotide messenger RNA. It is a transcript of the gene Ntn4, whose product is annotated as netrin 4. Gene Ontology annotation, biological process: substrate adhesion-dependent cell spreading; axon guidance; tissue development. Gene Ontology annotation, molecular function: protein binding. Gene Ontology annotation, cellular component: laminin trimer. The record is from RefSeq and is a predicted model, not a curated record. NCBI's taxonomy places the organism in Eukaryota, Metazoa, Chordata, Mammalia, Rodentia, Bathyergidae.